AUGCUGUCUCCGCACUUCAUCUGUGCAGCUAUCGACGGGACCCGCGGGUUGAAGAUUGAAGCCGUGAACUCUUGACGUCCCAACAUCCACGUGUCCCAAAAGGUUCUCGGAAAUUUCAGUUUCUGAGAAAAUAUUGUAGCGCGAGAUUGAGAUUGAGAUUUGCAAGGUAAGAAUAAAAAAAAGGACACUUUGCUAACGAUCGAUUUGCAGAAAGCAAGUAGUGAGACGAGAGAUGAAGUCGAGAUCGCGUACCCGAUUGGAGCGCCGCGUCGGCCAGCUCAUCAUCUUUUACAAGCGCAAGAACGAAACGGUCGAGGAGGAAAUGAUCCGGGUGUCGGUGGAGCCGAGCGAAGGAUCCGGCAAGAUCGGUAGCCGCCGCGAGGACACCCUCCGCUCGUCGGCCAGCUCGCCGAGCCGCAUCUCUUCGGAGCCCGACUUCCGCAAGGUCAAAAUGGUGACGUCGGACGCGAAUACGAAGGCGAAAGAGGAGCGGAAGCGGAGAAAGAAGAAGCAGCGGAAGGGGACGAUCUACGUGUCGCGCAAGUGGAAACCCAGCGAACGGGAACGGACCAAGGGAUCGGACGGAAAAUGGAUCGGGGAGGAGGGAAUCGACGAGGAGACUCGGAAGAUCCUCGACGAUCUGCGGGUGCUGAACAGUCGCAUCCGCAAAAGAUUCGGAAUCGGGCUGACGACGAGUACGGGCAUGGCGAAGAUCGGAACGAAUGCGACGGAGACGGACGAGAGCGUCAGGUGAGAUCCUUUUGGAAAUUUGGUAUGAAAGCUCAUGAACUGUCACUGGUAAGAAAUGUCUGGGAGUCGAUCCUUGACGGUCCCAGACGGUCCUCCCUUACUAUUCUUAUUUCCAGUGCUUCCUUCGAUUCGGACGACCAGGUGCUGACUGCGGAGGCCUAUGACUGGCGUGGAUGGUUAGUAGUUUCCCAUCUGCCCUCCCGAUCCAAUCCAAUCCAAUCCUUUCAGUCGCCUGCUCAACCCGCUGGCCCUCACCCCAUUCGCCGGCCACAGCGACGCCAAAAAGGCGCGUCGCAAGGAGGCGAAAGAGCGAGAGAAGCGCGGCGAACCGGCCUCCUCCCGGAGCAUCUCGAUGCUCGAGCAGCACGAAGAGACCGACUCGCCGAACCGUCCGCUCGUCCGCUUCAGCUCGAACACGCGCUUUCCGGGCGCCCGCUCGCCGGCCACCCGCCAAAGAGCCCGCCGACUUUUGCAAGUGUACGCCGAGUCGAGAUGCUCGCGCAGCCUGAGACGCUCGAAGAGACGCGUGCGGAAGAGCAAGGAGACGGAGAGUUCGACGAGAAGCGAGAAGGUGCAGAACAAGAAGUACACGCCGUCCAACUCUGUCAGCGUCAAAGGCUUCGACCACAAAGGGAUGUGAGUCAGAGUUGAGCGGAAGAACUCAGCGGAAGAAUUUUUAUUUUUUUUAGAACAUUUUUUCAUGAAAUGUGAUCAACUGACGAAAUGUAUAGCAAAGUGAACUCUGCUCAUAGAAAAAUAAUUGUUAAUUUAACUUUUCAUACAAAAAAGUUAUUCGAGUUGUUGCGUGAAAAUGUCCUUCCGUCUUCCGUUAGCCCUCCCUUUUUUCACGGAACAACUCGAAUAACUUUUUUGCAUGAUAAGCUAAAUUUACAAUUAUUUUUCUAUGAGCACAAUUCACUUUGCUAUACAUUUUGUCAGUUGAUCACAUUUCAUGAAAAAAUUUUCUAAAAAAGAUAAAAAUUCGUCCGUGUUCUUCCGUUGAACUCUGAUGUGAGUGGCCCUUUUCGACAGGCUAGCUCCCACUGAUCUCUUGUUGCAGGCCUCUCUCGAACCCGAUGGCAGUGACGCCGUUUCCGCGGGCCUGUUCGACCGGAACCCGUGACAGAGCCCGUAAGAUGCUCGUGGCGUUUGCUCUGAAAGAGAGGGAGAAGGAGCGGGCCGCCCUGAAAGCCGCUGAAAGAAAGAAAGAAGAAGAAGAAGAAGAGGAAGAAGACUCUCCUUCGCUGAAACCGACUCGCUUCAGUUCGGACACUCGUUUCCCGGGCGCCCGUUCGCCGGCGAGCCGCGAGAAAGCGCGCGCCAUGCUCCAACAGUGUCAGAUUCCGAACGGAUGUGAUGAAGAGAAAGAGAAGGAGAAGGAGAAGAAGAAGACGCUGGAGACGUCGGGAAGCAUGAAGACGAUCUACUCGAAAAGGUUUGCUUGGCCCCGCUGCACUUUGCAAAAUCUCUGGGGGUUUUCCAGCUCGAGCACUAUUUCGAGCAACUCGUCGAGCAGCAACCGAGGGAAGAAGAAAAAGAAGAAGAUGGUGGUGAAGGAGGGAGAGCGCGAGCAGUUUCACCGCGGAAUCUCGGAGCUCCGCGAGCAAAUGAAAAGACCGGAACGCUCGCGAAACACACCGAAAAAGAAGUCGUCCGGGUACGAUGUGACGCAGAGCCAUUCGGACGAAUCCGACUGA
Messenger RNA from Caenorhabditis sp. 36 PRJEB53466, 2447 nucleotides. The record is from the annotation of a GenBank genome assembly. NCBI's taxonomy places the organism in Eukaryota, Metazoa, Nematoda, Chromadorea, Rhabditida, Rhabditidae.